Bacillus rossius redtenbacheri is the source of this 2562-nucleotide messenger RNA. RefSeq lists its product as uncharacterized. The transcript is spliced from 2 exons. Gene Ontology annotation, cellular component: nucleus. Gene Ontology annotation, molecular function: DNA binding. Lineage: Eukaryota; Metazoa; Arthropoda; Insecta; Phasmatodea; Bacillidae. The record is from RefSeq and is a predicted model, not a curated record. Bases 251 to 1738 code for a protein of 495 amino acids.
CUGGGGAUACUUUGAACACGGGGGAAACUUUGAACACUUUUUCAGAAAUUGAUAUUGACGUCUAUAGAAAGUUUUCCUGUCUAAUUUCACAGGUAAAACUUAUGUUGGUAUGUUUUUUGUACUAUAUUUAAGCGUUUUGGUGCAACUGGCCUACAGAGGUUUUACUCAUAUCUCUUUGGUGGAUAUUCAAAAUGGUUGCUAAUUUUCACUAAAAUUAUUAUCUGGGACAACUUUAAUCUCUAAAAAGAUAAUGCCAAGAAAACAUUUUCGUAGGAUAGAUGCACGUGCAUACCAGAAUUAUACCACACAAAAUCUGGAUCAAGCUCUGAAAAAUGUGUUGCAAGGGAAAAUGACAUUAAGAAAAGCUAGUAAGCAAUUUUCUAUUCCAUUGGGAACCCUAAGCCAUAAGUUAAGAAAUAAACGCACAAAUAGCAUUGGACGACCAUUAGUAUUUUCUGCCGAUGAAGAAAAUAGUUUUGUUGACCACUUGAUAAAGGUUGCUGAAUGGGGAUUUCCGUUCAACACAUUAGACCUGAGAAUGAUGGCUAGUGCAUAUUUAAACAUUAGAGGCCGCACAGUACCCUGUUUUAAGAAUAACAUUCCGAGUAGUGAUUGGGCCUUAGCCUUUCUGAACAGGCACAGAGCCAAAAUAUCCAGACGUAUGGGUCGAAACAUCAGCAUAAGUAGGGCUUCCUUAUCUGCUGAAACAGUAAAGCAGUACUUUGACAAUCUGACUGCUACACUGUUAAAUGAUGAUGGUACUGAAGUCUCGCCAACAACCAUAUUCAACUAUGACGAGACUAAUUUGUCUGAUGACCCUGGCCAAAAGAAAUGCAUUUUUAAGAGAGGGGUCAAAUAUACAGAUAGAGUUCGAAGCAGUACCAAAAGCUCAAUAUCCAUUAUGUUCUGUGGUUCAGCAUGUGGUUCUAUGUUGUCUGCAUAUGUUGUCUAUAAGGCAGAGCACAUAUGGUCCACUUGGACAGAAGGUGGUCCACCAAACACUCGAUAUAAUCGCAGCAAGAGUGGAUGGUUCGAUAUUGUUACUUUCAGUGACUGGUUUGAGACAGUGUUCGUUCCACAUGUGAAGAACAUUCCUGGGAAAAAAGUCUUGAUAGGUGACAACCUGAGCAGCCAUUUCAGCGAACGUGUUCUGAAGCUGGCACAAGAAAAUGACAUCGCCUUCACCUGUUUACCAGCAAAUGGUACUCACCUGCUGCAACCUCUGGAUAUUGCAUUUUAUGGCCCAUUGAAGCGGUACUGGAGAAAUGUGCUGGACUUUUGGAAGUCAUCAUCAAAAAAGAAAUCCCAAACACUCAGUAAAGAUCAGUUUCCACGAUUACUUACCAAACUGUAUGAGAAACUAUACUCUAGUGUGGCUGAUACUAGUAAUAAUUUGACUGCAGGGUUAAGAAAAUGUGGAAUAUACCCUCUGAAUCCUACCAUGGUAAUGGCAAGACUACCUGAUGGAAUUUGUGACCAGUCUACAGAAAAGGAACUUGCACCCAAUGCAGUUGUGUCAGAGGCAGUCGUCAGCAUGCUCAAGGAAAUGAGAGGAGUUGAUGAGCCAGUGAGAAGACAGAGGAAAAGAAGAAUUAAUGUUGUGCCAGGAAAAAGUAUCUCUGCAUUUGACCUAUUAUUAGCAAGUAGUUCUACCCAACAGCAACAAAGCCAGAAGAGUAUUGUAGAGGAAGAUGACAAUGGUACAAGCAGCGAUGAAGAUGUGUGUGCAUUACAAUAAAAUAGUGAACACAAUCAUAGUGAACAUGAAGAUGAUGAGCAUGAGUAUGGGAUGGAAAUUUUGAAUGGUUCCUCAGACCAUGUUCUAGUAGAAGAGGCUUUUUGUUUGGUCAAGUUUCAAGUGAAGAAAUCCGUAAAACAUUAUGUUGGUAAGAUUAUAAAUGUGUCUCAAGAUAAUGUUGGAUCAACAUGUGAUGUAAAGUUUCUUCGGCACAGUCAUAAAAUGGCACUGAAGUUUUAUUGGCCCAAUGUAGCUGAUGAAGGAACAGUUUGCAAGGAAGACAUAGUGAGGUCAUUGAGUGCUCCAAGGGUUGAUAGACGAGGAUUUCUAAUUUUCAGUGAGAAUGAGCUAGAUUUGUAUCUAAAAACACUUCAUUAGAUGCAGUUAUGUGAUUUCAAACUCUGCAAAGUUGAAAUUUCUGGACUAAGAUAAUCUGAUAUAAAAAUAAGUAGUUUCUAAAAAUUUACAAACAAAAUUUGUGUGUUGUUGUGCUUUAAAUUUAAUGUUAUGACAUAAAAAACAUAAUUUAUUAAUUUACUUAGUUUGUGAAACCUAGCAGGUGUUCAAAGUUGAUUGUUAGCAAUAUUAGUUUGAAUGCCAGUAUAAAAUAAUGGUUGUUCAAUGUUACCCCAAUUGCAGGGAAACAUUGAACACUGCAUUUUUAUUUAAUUUUAAUAGUAAUUUUUUUUUAUCUGACCAACUAAACUAUGGUAUCAUUUUGGCUUCAUGGUCCUCCUAUUUUGGUGAAAAAAAUUUCAAUUAAUACAUUGUAAAUAUAAAUUAUAUUUAAUAAAAAAGUCAAAAAGUGUUCAAAGUAUCCCCAG